Theobroma cacao (cacao) is the source of this 2992-nucleotide messenger RNA. RefSeq names its product CRM family member 3A (gene CFM3A). NCBI's taxonomy places the organism in Eukaryota, Viridiplantae, Streptophyta, Magnoliopsida, Malvales, Malvaceae. Gene Ontology annotation, molecular function: mRNA binding. The record is from RefSeq and is a predicted model, not a curated record. Gene Ontology annotation, biological process: RNA splicing, via transesterification reactions.
AACAGGCCUCAGAUAUUUCUUCCCCGCCAUGGAUAACAAUAGUCACCAGACACAAGCCUUUAAACCCUCCCCCCAAAACCUCCAAAUCCAAAUAGCGUUUGUUAAAAUACCAGUCUCUCUUCCCCUCUGAUUCUUUUAUGCAUUUUUUCUUCAACUAAUCAAUGACUCUAUUACCCACUCGCCAAUUCCAUCCAGCAACAACAACAAAAUCAACCUUCUUGGAUUCGUUUCAAACCCGUCUCUCCAAGUUCCAUGGCCUCCCUCUCCCUUUUUGCAGUUAUGAUUCAUCAAAUUUCCCUCUCAAAACCUCAACUUUGUAUGCAGCCAACUAUACUGUCACUUCAAACUCACUAUUUCACCAAUACCCGAAAAGCAAAACCAAAGCUUUUCCCACCAAGGAUCCUACCUUUAGAAGUAAUUGGUUAGAUAGUUGGAACAAAACCCACAAAGGAUUUGGGCCUAGACCACCCAAAACAGUGUUCAAUUAUAGAAAAAAGGGGGAUGUAUGGAGCUUGUCUUAUUCUCAGAGUGAUAACAAUGGGAGGAGUAGUAGUAGUACAAUGGAGAAAAUAGUGGAGAAAUUGAAGAAAUUUGGAUACAUUGGAGAGGAAAAUGAGCAGAAAGAAAAGGGUGAGGAAGAGCCAAAGAGAGUGAUUGAAAGAGGGUCUAUAGAGGAUAUUUUUUAUGUGGAAGAAGGAAUGUUACCAAAUAAUAGAGGUGGAUUUUCAAAAGAGUCACCUUUGGGGAUGGAAAAUGUGUUUGGAAGUGAUGGGGAAGUGAGGUUUCCGUGGGAAAAGAGAAAGGAGGACGAGGAGGAAGGGGGGUGGACAGCGAGAAGAGAUAGUAAAACUUCGUUGGCAGAAUUGACUCUGCCUGAGUCUGAACUUAGGAGGUUAAGGAACUUGACGUUCCGGACGAAGAGUAAGGUGAGAAUUAAGGGUGCUGGUGUUACUCAGGAGCUGGUGGAUACAAUUCAUGAGAAGUGGAAGACUGAGGAGAUUGUCAGGUUAAAGAUUGAGGGGGCACCUGCUCUUAAUAUGAAAAGAAUGCAUGAGAUAUUGGAGAGAAAAACUGGAGGAUUAGUAAUUUGGAGGUCCGGGACAUCUGUUUCUUUAUAUAGAGGCGUGAGUUAUGAGGUUCCUUCAGUGCACCUGAGCAAACGAAUAUAUAAGAGAAACGAGACAUUUACAUAUGCCUUACCAUCCGUGUCUGAUAAAACUAAGGAUCUUUCUAGCUUGGGUUCUCAUAAAGAUGUGGUUUCACCUCAAGCAAACUCUGAAACUGCUGCUGAAGGGAAUAAAGAUACAGAAUCAUUGCCAGAAAUAAGGUAUGAGGAUGAAGUAGACAAGCUGUUAGAGGGCCUGGGUCCCAGGUACACAGAUUGGCCAGGAUGUAAUCCAUUACCAGUUGAUGCAGAUUUGCUUCCUGGAAUAGUUGCUGGGUAUCAGCCUCCAUUUAGAGUACUUCCUUAUGGAGUAAGAUCUUCUCUCGGACUAAAGGAAGCAACAUCUUUGAGAAGACUUGCCAGAGUUCUUCCUCCACACUUUGCUAUAGGUAGAAGUAGGCAGCUCCAAGGUCUGGCUGUGGCCAUGAUUAAAUUGUGGGAAAAAAGUUCUAUUGCAAAGAUCGCACUCAAACGAGGAGUGCAACUGACUACUAGUGAGAGAAUGGCUGAAGAUAUCAAGAAAUUGACAGGGGGCAUGCUUCUCUCUAGAAACAAGGACUUCUUGGUCUUCUACAGGGGAAAGAACUUUUUGUCACCAGAUGUUGCUGAAGCAUUAGUGGAAAGGGAGAGAUUGGCAAAGUCCCUACAAGAUGAGGAGGAGCAAGCACGGUUAAGAGCAUCAGCUUUUCUUGUCCCAAGCACUGAAGUGGCUGAGCAAUCAGGAGCUGCAGGUACCCUUGGAGAAACUUUGGAUGCAGAUGCUAGAUGGGGAAAGAGGUUGGACAAUCAUCAUAAGGAAAAGGUGAUGAAGGAAGCAGAAAUCUUGAGGCAUGCCAACCUAGUCAGGAAACUUGACAAGAACCUAGCUUUUGCUGACCGAAAGCUAUUGAAAGCUGAACGAGCCUUAACUAAGGUGGAAGAUUAUUUAAAACCAGCAGACAGGCAGGCAGAUCCAGAAAGCAUAACUGAUGAGGAAAGGUUUAUGUUUCGCAAGCUUGGGUUGAGGAUGAAAGCUUUCCUACUUCUUGGUAGACGUGGAGUUUUUGAUGGUACUAUAGAAAACAUGCACUUACACUGGAAAUACAGGGAGUUGGUUAAGAUCAUCAUGAAGGCUAAAACUUUUGACCAGGUAAAAAAGGUUGCAUUAGCACUUGAAGCUGAAAGCGGUGGAGUUUUGGUUUCAGUUGAUAGAAUCUCCAAAGGAUAUGCCAUAAUUGUAUACCGAGGAAAGGAUUAUCAGCGACCUUCUACAAUAAGGCCAAAGAAUCUUUUGACAAAGAGGAGGGCUUUGGCACGUUCAAUUGAGCUUCAAAGACGCGAGGCUCUCGUGAAGCAUGUUUCAGCUCUGCAGGCUAAAGUGGAUAAAAUAAGAUCUGAAAUAGAUCAAAUGCACAGCAUGGAAGAACAAGGAGACGAGGAGUUUUAUGACAGAUUAGAUUCUUCAUAUCCUACUGAUGAUGAUGACACAGAGGAGGAAGGAGAUGAGGCAUAUCUUGAGACAUAUGAAAGUGAAAAUGAUGCUGAAGAAGAAAAUGAUGAAUUGAUUCACAAUCUCCACUUGGAAACAAAAUUUCCUUUCCAUGACCAACAUCAUCAGGAGUCAGGAAUAGAAUCUGAUGUUCCUUAAGCAGUUGCAAACACAUUUUUCCUCACAUCAAGCUAAGAAACUAAGUAGAGACAACAGAUGAUUUGUCAAAUUAGUGGGGAAGCAAUAGAAGAUCAAUGCUUCUUAGAGCUUUGUCAUCAUGUACAGAUCUUUUGGGGCAGAUUAUUAUGUAGAUAUAAAAGCUAUGCAAGACUUCUAUCCUCUCUGGUUAUGAUUUAUAA